AGCGCGCCAAUAUUGGUGUACACGGUUUGACGUUUUCAAAAAAAAGACGAUGAGUGCGUUUAGUGCUGCAUUCUCAAACUUGGCAAACUUCAUCGGUUGCAAUAUUGUGACGAUUUUCAGAAGAAAAACAUCGUUUUUUACUGAAGAAAAUUAUAAAUUGGAAAAAAAAAACUUUUUUAAUUGUGAAAAUCAAUUUUAUUCCAUUUAAAAAUCAAAUAAACAAAUUUUACGUUCUUGACCAUUUACCACUUUCACUGACUGUUUAUACACUUUGAAUUGAGUGCAUCUGUCAAAAUUACUUUGACAUAUAAACAGUUUCACACAAGAGUUUGCAAAACGAAAGCAAGAUAAUCAAAACAAAACGAAUAUUUGCGCUGAGCUCAAAUUCAUGUAUAGCGAUCGGGUGAAUAAAAUUCCGUGUAAAUACUAAGAAAAUUGAGUGGAAUUUGAUGUGAAUUCGUUUGCAAUGUACACCAUUGAAUCUCCAGAGCGAAAGCUAAAACUGUGUGCCUUACCGACGUGCAAGGGCAAGCGUUAUGAUUUGGUGCACAAGUUUCCCAUGAAUAAUGAGCGUGCUCAGCAAUGGAUAGACAUAAUCGAUUUGCCGGAAUUAAAGAAGUUGCCCAUUGAUCAGGUUCGAAAACGGUUUUUCAUAUGCUCCAAGCAUUUUCGACCGCAGGAUUAUAAAAAUUGUGAAUCGAGAAGUCUGAACACAACCGCAUACCCACGAUUAUUGCUCAAACUCACUGACGAAGAAGCGACUGAACCAUGUCCGCAAAGUGUCAGUGUAGAAGAAUUUCAGGUGCAAGAGUGUGACUUUGGCGUACAAGAGACAACCAUCCAUUUGACCGAAUCAAAUACACACAUAACAACCACUGAGAAAACGUCUCCGAAGCCCAUUGAAUACAUUCUUUGUGCAUCGGCGAAUGAUCAACCCGUUUUAUUGCGGAGGAACCAAAAUAUUGAAGCUGAAAUUGUUAUCCAGAAACCGUUUCGAAUACAAGCGCCUACGGUGCUACCGACACCGCCACCAGCUCCAAAACCAAUCAUCGUGAAAACAAGCUUGAAACCAGCGAAUGCAAUCAUUUCGACGCCACAACCUGAUUCGAAAAAUCUAUCUAAAGAAAUUAUUCUAAAACGAAAUGCCAACUAUACAAUCGAAUCAGUUCGCAAAAAAAUCAUUCUGAACGAAUCGAAUGCACCAAAAACCUACCCACAAAAAGUGUCAGUUCCACCAGAAGAAAAAAAUCGAGGUGUAAUCGUUAUUCAUCACAAUGAACUACCAAAUCCACUUCAAGUUUGCAGCUUUUGGUUGAGAGAUCACUGCCGAUGUACAAAUUGCUUUGGCGAUACUUUACAGCGAAAAAUAAAUUUAGCUCAUAUUCCGUUGGAUGUUGAGCCCACCCAUUCAAAAACUGAAAACAAUCUCCUUCGUAUAACAUGGUCCGAUGGCCAUAAAUCAAGCUAUGAUGUAUUGGAACUAAACGAGCGACUCAAUUCAAAAUUCAAACUAUGCCCAAUAAAACAUAUUCCAUGGUCAGCAGCAGACAUGCUAGGCAGUGAUUAUGCGAGUGUAACAUUAAAUGACUAUUUGUGUAAUGAAGAGAUUGCCAAAGCGGUAGUUGCAAGUCUUGUCAAAUUUGGAUGUGCUUUUAUAAGGAAUGUGCCGGCCAAUCUUCAAAGUACAGAGAUUGCAAUCAGACGCCUAUUUCCCAUACAGAAAACUCUAUUCGGAGAGAUGUGGUCAUUUUCGGACAAUAAAGCUCACAAUGACAUUGCCUAUACAAACGAAGCGUUGCUUGCGCAUACUGAUAACACGUACUUUACUGAUGCUGCCGGUCUGAAAAUACUGCACUGUACCAGUCGUGAUGGCAGCGGUGGUGAAAGUUUUCUUGUCGAUGGAUUUAAUGUGCUGAAAAGGUUACGAGAACAAAACCAAGAAGCAUAUGAAUAUCUUAGCAAAACUAGCAUAACAUCUGAAUACAUCGAGGAUGGAUAUCACUUCAAACAUUCUGCCCCAGCCAUCAUCAUUGAUCCGAAGACAAAGGAACCGAAUCAAAUCCGGUUCAACAUGAAUGAUCGCGCACCUUUCAACGAUAUUUUGCAAGAUGAAAUGUUAAAAUUUUACAAGCAUUACAGAGCAUUGGCGAUAGAAAUUCAACGUGGGGAAAAUGAAUGGCAUUUCAAAUUAGAGCCAGGUACCGUGUGUAUUUUUGAUAAUUGGCGAAUAUUGCACGGACGCACCGAAUACACUGGACGUCGACAAAUGGUUGGCUGCUAUGUGUCACGCAGCGAAUUUCAUAGCGUUGCUCGAAGAUACGCCAUUUUAUCCUAGAUUUAAUUUCUUAUUUUCGUCGUCACAUUCGAACAAUUUUCAUUUGGUCAAUCACCCGAGAAUAUUUGUCUUCAAUCAAAACAAAAUGUAAACGCGAAGAAAUACAUAAAUGUGUUUAAACAAAUUGAUUUUAGAUGAAUGUAAAAUAAUUCGUAUUGUGUCAGAGGUCUCUUAAAAUUUCAUUUUAAUGUAUAUGAGUCGAAGUAGUAUAAUUUAAAUGAUUAGUUAUAUUUAACAUGAACAAUUUUUGUUUCACUUUCGACUAAAUUUGUAAAAAUUCUUCGAGCUGGAAUAUUAUGAAUAAAACUUUUUUUUUGGAAUGAA
Molecule: messenger RNA, 2659 nt
Organism: Sitodiplosis mosellana (orange wheat blossom midge)
Lineage: Eukaryota; Metazoa; Arthropoda; Insecta; Diptera; Cecidomyiidae
Product: trimethyllysine dioxygenase, mitochondrial-like
Exons: 4
Coding region: 467-2335 (622 amino acids)
Biological process (GO): carnitine biosynthetic process
Cellular component (GO): mitochondrion
Molecular function (GO): trimethyllysine dioxygenase activity; iron ion binding
Source: RefSeq, a predicted model, not a curated record